AUGGCCGCCAACUACAAAAGCUGUCCGCUGAAGAAGCGCCCCUUUGUCUUCGUGGAGGAGCAGCCGCAAACGGAGGCUUUGGCUUUGACCAAGAGCUCACAGUUUGCUACAACAGCCGUCCAGCCACAGGAGGAGCAGCCACAGGAUCUCUCGCUCAAGCGCAAAGCUAGCGAUAUUGACUUUGAGGAUUAUGAGCUGCCCGCCAAGCGUGAAUACGUCCUCAAUCUAUCGAAGACGCCGCUUACCCCGCGUCGUGCUCACUCACCACUGCUCAGCUCGGCGCUGCUCUCGCCACCGGCGGAGUCCAGCAGCCAGGAUUACCAACCCACUGAUAUACAUAUGCGCGGUUUGACAGCUGCCACAGCCGGCUACACAACGAAUCCGUAUCAAUCGGCUUUCGUGCUCGCCGCUGGCUGCAAUCCGAUCUCCGCUUUGUGGAGCAGCUAUCAGCCUCACUUGAAUAGCGCUGCUGCGUUCCCAUCGCCAGCCAGUUCAAUAGCCUCGCCACACUCGGUCUACAGCUAUCAGCAGAUGACGCCACCAUCAAGUCCCGGCUCGGAUGCCAGCUCCGAACCGGAGGAUCUCUCCGUGCGCAAUGACAUUCCGCUGCCGGCACUGUUCCAUCUCUUCGAUGAGACACGCAGCAGCAGCCACAGUAGCAGCAGCAUUAGCUCCAGCAACAGCAACAUCGCCGCAUACUCUUACGCCGCCACCUCCAACAUCUCUGGCUCGAACAGCACCAACGCCGUCAAUGUCUCCGCCAAAAACUAUCGGUACAAGUGCGACAACUGCCAGAAGAUGUACUCCACCUCGAUGGGCCUGUCCAAGCAUCGUCAGUUCCAUUGUCCCGCUGCCGAGUGCAACCAGGAGAAGAAGCCGCAUUCGUGCGAAGAGUGCGGCAAGCUCUAUACCACAAUCGGAGCACUCAAGAUGCAUAUCCGCACCCACACACUUCCCUGCAAGUGUCCCAUCUGCGGCAAGGCCUUCUCCCGACCCUGGCUGCUUCAGGGUCACAUACGCACUCACACCGGCGAGAAGCCCUUCCAGUGCCCCGACUGCCCGCGCUCUUUUGCCGAUCGCUCCAAUCUGCGUGCCCACCAGCAGACCCACGUGGAUGUGAAGAAGUACGCCUGCCAGGUGUGCCACAAGUCCUUCUCGCGCAUGUCCCUGUUGAACAAGCACACCAGCUCCAAUUGUACCAUUACAAUUGUCUAA
Molecule: messenger RNA, 1215 nt
Organism: Drosophila grimshawi
Lineage: Eukaryota; Metazoa; Arthropoda; Insecta; Diptera; Drosophilidae
Gene: sna
Product: protein snail
Exons: 1
Coding region: 1-1215 (404 amino acids)
Biological process (GO): regulation of transcription by RNA polymerase II
Molecular function (GO): RNA polymerase II cis-regulatory region sequence-specific DNA binding; DNA-binding transcription factor activity, RNA polymerase II-specific
Source: RefSeq, a predicted model, not a curated record